GUUUUUUAGUUUUUUUGAAAAUCGUCGAAUAGGGACAAAAUAAUUUAUAAUAAAAGAAAACUUGUACAAAACAAACAAAAUUACAAUGAAAUAAAGACCAGUGUCUUAUUAAUACAACUGGGACGUCUUAACACUUUGUGAGCUUUACUAAAAGUAAACCUGCAUUCAAUUGCAUUAUUCUAAAAUACCAAAUUUAGGCUACAGUUUGUUGCUUAACGGUUUUAUUUAAAUGCAUAAGUAUAUGCAUAUCCAUAUGUACAUGCGUGUGUAUGUUAUACAAACAAUUUAUAACACAACAAAUGUUUAAUAUAUCUAUGUACAUACUUCUUCACCUUAACUGUAUUUGUAAAAAAAAUUUUUUAUAAGUAUGUAUUCAACAUAUAGCCGAAUAUGCAACUCCCGGUGUAAAUUUGAAAUUUUAUUUAAGUUGUUAUUGCAGCAAGAAAAUACCCUUUACAAAAAAAGAUUUUCAUCCAAGAACUUCACUUUGAUCGUUCAGUUUGAAUUGCAGCUACAUACAUACAUAUGUAUGUAUAUGCUAUAGUGAUGCGAGCUGAACAAUUUCUUCUUAGAUUAUAACGUUGCCUUCUCAAAUAAAAUAGUUUUCCAUUAAAGGGCUUGAUUUUGAUCGUUCAAUUUGCAUGUCUGUUUAUUCAUAGUUUACUAUAAUCUCGAAUAAUACUAAGUUUUCGCUAGGAACCUAUAUGUACAUAAGUACAAGUAUAUUGGCAUAUUUAUUUAAUAAAAAACUGUCAAGUUGAGAUUUCAAAAUUUUUUGGUUAUUUUAUAAUUGUCUUUUAAAUUGAAAAUAAAUAAAAUUUAAAUGUCUUCUGGACAAACGCCCAGACCCAUAAGCAAUACGGCACCAGCACCAGCGGGUAGGAAUCGACAACAACCAACUCCAACCCCACCAUCAACGACAGCAGCUCCUCCAGUUGCAAAUACCACAAACACCACUGCACAAGCUCACGCUACACCACCGACUCCUCCAACAACGCCUGUAAAUCGUUCGCCACAGACAAUAUCUCAGCCAUUAGCAAGUACCGCGGUACAGCCCACACAAGUACACCCAAUACCUAGAAUCCAUCCAUUACCCCCAGUUACCCCGCCAAACACUCCUGCUGGAGAAAACGUAAAUGAAUUAAUAAUAAUAACCGAAAGUGCUACCUACAAUAAACUUUUGAGUGAUGUGGGAAAUAAAUAUUUACUAGUUGAAUUUUAUGCACCUUGGUGUGGCGCUUGUAUGCUUAUAAAUAGGAAACUCGAAGAACUUGCAGUAUCAUAUUGUGGUAAAUUGAUCAUAGCGAAAGUUAAUAUCGAUGAUUGCGAACAAAUCGCUAUUGACAACAAUGUUAGCAUGAUGCCUUCGUUUAUGUUGUUAAAAGAUAAUCAAGUUUUGGAAAAGUUUGCCGGAAGCAGUGAAGAGAAGUUACUGAGUAUUAUACAAAAAAAUGUGGGAGACCCAACGAAUGUCAUUAGUGACCCACCAACCACAAAUCCAACAACAGCUGGACUAUCACAGCAAAGAAUACCUAUGGAAUCGACUGCACAAAUGGCUCAAGCUUCCCCAUUGGCGCCAACUUAAUCGAAAUUGAUACAUUUUUAAUAAUAAAUACAUAUUAUGUUUGAAGCCCGGUUGUUAAUAAUGUUGUACAUUUGAUGUAAUUAAAUUUCCUUUGACCAAACUACACUUUGCUAAAGAAACAAAAAAUUGCUCUUUAAAUUCACAACCACACUGUUCAGAUUUUUCUGUUAAAGGGCUGAAAAUAUUGAAAAUAAACUUUCAAACAAAAA
Molecule: messenger RNA, 1794 nt
Organism: Bactrocera neohumeralis
Lineage: Eukaryota; Metazoa; Arthropoda; Insecta; Diptera; Tephritidae
Exons: 1
Coding region: 824-1585 (253 amino acids)
Source: RefSeq, a predicted model, not a curated record